Triticum dicoccoides is the source of this 1228-nucleotide messenger RNA. Its product is annotated as non-specific lipid transfer protein GPI-anchored 1-like. The transcript has 2 exons. The record is from RefSeq and is a predicted model, not a curated record. Lineage: Eukaryota; Viridiplantae; Streptophyta; Magnoliopsida; Poales; Poaceae. The coding region runs from base 19 to 396 and encodes 125 amino acids. Gene Ontology annotation, biological process: systemic acquired resistance. Gene Ontology annotation, molecular function: fatty acid binding.
ACCACCACGAGCACAACAAUGAGAUACCUGGUGUCGGCGUCCGCGGCCGCGCUGGUCCUGGCCGCCGUCCUCGCCGCCGCGCCGCGGCUCGCGGGGGCCAAGGACGAGUGCGGCGCCACCCCGCCGGACCAGGAGGCCCUGAAGCUGGUGCCGUGCGUGGCGGCGGGGAAGGACCCGGACUCCAAGCCUUCGGACCGCUGCUGCGCGGCGGUGAAGGAGAUCGGGGAGAGGAGCCCCGCGUGCCUCUGCGCGGUGCUGCUCUCCAAGAUCGUGCGUCGGGUCGGGGUCAAGCCCGAGGUGGCCAUCACCAUCCCCAAGCGCUGCGACCUGGCCGACCGCCCCAUCGGCUACAAGUGCGGCGACUACACCAUGCCCAGCCUGCAGCUGAAGGACUGAUCGACGGUUCACCAGGAUCUGGCACCAAAGCGGUUAAAUAAGGCUAGUAAGUUCGGGCAAAUUUGACAAAUUUGACCUAUAGACGCAAUUAAAUCACAGAAUGAACUAUCCGUAGAACUAUUUCACGCGGCUGACCUGUGGCGCCUAGCUCUCGCCUGGGAGCUAGGCGCUGCACUAGUGCAACGCCUGGGAGCUAGGCGCUGCACUGUAUAGUGUGGCGCCUAACUCUCAGGUGCUGCACACGACUUAGUAAUUUUCUGAUCACACGUGUGCGACGCUGGCCGUGUAGCGCCUAUCUGUGAGGCGUUGCACAGCGUAGUGUGGCGCCUUCGUGGCGGGCGUCACACAAAAAGGUCAGCCGCGUGUAAUAGUUUCACUGAUAGUUCAUUCUAUGAUUUGAUUCCGUCUGUAGGUCAAAUUUGUUAAAUUUGCCAGUAAGUUCGUGUCUUCGUAUGCGGACACCAGUACAUUUGUAUGGAGAGAAUGAUCCCCGUGCUUCAGUGGCUUUGUUGGUGCCGUGAAUCCAGGAUGCAAAGAUCGACGCCGUUGCGCCGAACUCUGAAAAUGGCAGCAUUUCUGAUUGUUGAUCGCGUGAAAACAUAAUCGAGCACUCCUUAUCAUGUAGCCAGAAAAGACCAUAGAUUAUUUUCUAUUUUUGCGGGAAAAAAAAGAGACCAUAGAUUCUGUCUGUAUACAAACGCCUAUAAUCCCGAUGGUAACGUGCGGGUAUCCGUUACCAAAGGUAGAAGCUGAAACACUGUCACGCUGAUGGAGGCUUGCUCCUGUGUAUGAAAUCAUUCGACAAAUUGUAUAACGGAAGAAUAUAUAUAUA